Oppiella nova is the source of this 1461-nucleotide messenger RNA. NCBI's taxonomy places the organism in Eukaryota, Metazoa, Arthropoda, Arachnida, Sarcoptiformes, Oppiidae. The record is from the annotation of a GenBank genome assembly.
AUGAGUGAUAAAGAGUGUGUAGUUUGUGGUGAUGGAGCAUUAGGCUAUAACUUCGGUGCCCUUACGUGUGAGUCCUGUCGUACAUUCUUCAGACGAAAUGUUACCAGGGUUCAGGAAUUUGAAUGCUUUUUCAAUAAAAAAUGUGACAUCAAUUAUUUGACACGAAAAUUCUGUAAAAAGUGUAGAAUCGAGAAAUGUUUUGCUAUGGGAAUGAAACGGGGUAUGUUUCACUUUGGAAGAGACCGUAGAAACAUAAGUAAUCCCAUAAAGCAUUCAACUGAUAAGGAAUGCCCUCAGGUUUCGACCGUAAGUUCGGCCACAGAUUUGAUUGAUAUGAAUGGGAUUGAAGACGACUACAGUAUAGUCAAUGACAUCCCAUCCUUAAUAAGAGGACUGAUCUUUAACUUCAAUGAGUUAGAGAUGCAUCGAUUGAAGCAUUUAUUCAGUUCAACCGCUUAUAUGAGAGAUCCAAUCGUAACAAAUGUCACCAAAACAGCCACAUAUAGCGAUGCCUUCAAAGUAUUGCGAAUGCGAUCAGACAUGAAAUGCCAAAAAAUUAUCAAAAUGUGUAAAAAUAUCAAUCAAUUUAAAGAGUUGUGUGAAGACGACAAAAUCAUUUUACUAAAGACCUCGAGUCCAGAGAUUGCUUGUUUGUAUAAAGUGGUCAACUUUAAUGUCCAGGGACAGUUCUGGACGGUUCCCAUUGACUCGGAUAACGGCCUUAUAAUACCAUUAGAUAUACUAAAACUGCAACAGAUGACUUACAUGUAUUUACUUCAACGCUAUUUGGAGUUAAAAUAUAACUCUAAGAGCCCUAACUUCGGUGCCCUGGCCUGUGAAUCGUGUCGUAUAUUCUUUAGGAGAAAUGCCACCAGAGCUCAGAAAUAUACAUGCUCAUUUAAUAAUCAAUGUGCAAUAAAUCAAUUGACACGAAAAUUCUGUACAAAGUGCAGAAUUGCCAAAUGUUUUACUAUAGGGAUGAAAAUAGAAUCAAAAAGAAGUUAUAAACGGAAAAGUAUGAAAUAUAUGCUAAUGUAUGCAAAUGCUAAUAAUAUUAAUAAUACAAAUCAACCGAUGAUUUUAAAUACGGUUGACAACAGUUGCGAGUCUAUUGCGAAUCCGAUGGCAUCCCUCAUAAGAGGUCUUAUAUUCAACUUCAAUGAGUUAGAGAUGACUCGCUUUAAACGGUUAUUCACGUCAACCGCUUAUAUGAAGGAACCAAAGGUAAUGAGGAGGACUACAUCCCAAGUGACCAAAUGCUCGGAUGGCGUGAAUGUCUUGCAAACGAGAACUGAAACCAAAUGUCGAAACAUUAUCAAAAUGUCCACAAAUAUGAGUGAAUUCAAUGAUCUCUGCGAAGACGAUAAGAUAACACUCCUGAAGAAGGGCUGCCAUGAGAUUAUAUGUCUGUUAACUGUUGUUAACUUUGAUUUCAAAUGCGAUUCCUGGAGGGUUCCCAUU